CCCAGCUGCAGCCGAAAUUUCCUUUCUCCCCCCCAAAGCAGUAUAGCACACACGGUUUCCUUUUUCCUUUUCCAUGAAAGGAAAGAAGCAGAAGCAGGAAAUGGAGAAGAGGGAGGAGCGAGCUAGCACCGGUGGGCCUCGCCGUCACCACCGAGCUGCUCGCCGUUCGCCACCAACGUCAAAGAAGAGGGGAAGGAGGGGCGUCGCCGUCGGCCGCCGUCGCCUCGUCCAGAUGCCGCCUUGCCGCCGCCAUGGCGCACCGAAUGAAGAGAGAAGAGAGCGUGCCCCGCCGCGCCUCGCCGUUAGUGCCGCCAUUGUCACCAUCGAUGGAGGAGAAGGGGGAGAGCGCUUGCGAGGAGCUGCUGCAGAAGCCACCGCCGUGCAUCCUCGUGCCGUCGCAGGAGAUCUGGCCGUCGUCGCCGAUCAUCCUUGCGCCGCAUCAGAGACAGAACUGUGAAAUGAAGGGAGCGCGACCCACAGCCACCAACGGAGAAGAAAGAGCGCGCAGGAAAGUGAAGCCGCUGCUGUCACCGUCGCGUGUGGAGCCGCCGCCGCGCUUGACCUCCGUUGCUGUUGCACUUCGACCGCCACCAUUCUUGCCGCCGUCAAGCUGCGUCGGAAGGAAAGCGCCGCCGCCGUGCCCUGUUAGAACUUCUGGAGCCGCGUUGGAGCUCGCUGCAAAAUGAGGAUGAAGCUAGGACUAGCGCCAUUGUGCCUGAGCUGUUGUUGUCGAUUUAGAGUUGCUGCG
Arachis ipaensis is the source of this 748-nucleotide messenger RNA. RefSeq lists its product as uncharacterized. The record is from RefSeq and is a predicted model, not a curated record. Lineage: Eukaryota; Viridiplantae; Streptophyta; Magnoliopsida; Fabales; Fabaceae.